AUGGAAGUCAUUGACGCAUUCGGAAUAUGCAUGGAGGACUUUUUAUCUAACAAGCUGAAUGCGAAUAAGCUGGAUCUCAAACUGUCACUUCACCACGCUUUUACCAACUACUGCCAGACCCUUUUCAACAGGAAUGAAGCGUGCAUAUUGAACAUUAACAAGCAGGAGGCUGGCCCAGACCGAUUCACGACCACUUUCGGUUUGUCUUGCCAGCAUGGUAACGUUUUCGUCGGCCUCUACCACUGCUGCGCCAAGACAUCUACCGCCAUAACGCCAGGUGAAGAAGUUGUUCUGUUCAAGAAUAAGACGUCCCCGCUCACUCCAUUGUGCCCUGCAGGUACUAAAAUAUCUGUGAUAAGCUCGGGCCAGCGCGGCAAUGUUAUGUGCGACAAGGGACACAUCACGUCGACCCUUAAUAGAUCAUCCGACAAGUGCAACGGCAAGGAGUUGUGCUCUAUUCCAUUCGAUGAUUCGCAGUUAUCGUGCAGAGAAUGCUCCGCCUCCCACUUCGUUAAGUACACAUGCGAAUGA
Babesia ovata is the source of this 531-nucleotide messenger RNA. Its product is annotated as tyrosine phosphatase, putative. NCBI's taxonomy places the organism in Eukaryota, Apicomplexa, Aconoidasida, Piroplasmida, Babesiidae. The transcript has a single exon. Bases 1 to 531 code for a protein of 176 amino acids. The record is from RefSeq and is a predicted model, not a curated record.